Molecule: messenger RNA, 2003 nt
Organism: Phoenix dactylifera (date palm)
Lineage: Eukaryota; Viridiplantae; Streptophyta; Magnoliopsida; Arecales; Arecaceae
Product: putative transcription factor PosF21
Biological process (GO): regulation of DNA-templated transcription
Cellular component (GO): nucleus
Molecular function (GO): DNA-binding transcription factor activity
Source: RefSeq, a predicted model, not a curated record
UCUGCCUCUCUGUCCUCAGAAGCUUCUCUCUCCCGCGGUUGCUUCUUGCAUGGGUCUUCCUCGUGCUUUUCUCUAAUCCCUCUUGCCAACUCCGCGUUCCAGGACUCGCCUUUUUCUUUCCGAUUCGAUAAAAACCCUUCAACGCAAUGCUCGAUUCCUCCGAAAUGGCGGUCUUCUGGGUGCUCUGGCAGCCCAGAUCUUUGCAUUUCUAGGGUUUCAGCCCUAUUCUCUGCACUCCCUGUGAAAAAUUCCGCUUUUGGAACUCAGCAUCGACCGGAGAAGACUCGUUUUGACCGAUUUCCGCUUCAUUUCUUUGCUUCUUGGAUUUUGGAGAUUGGAGGGGUUUUGCGGUUUUCUCGGUCGUGUUCUGUGAGAGAAACCCCUGAUCAUUGAUCUUGAGGGUUUUAAGGUAUCUCAGAUCUGCCAUUGCUAGGGUUUUGUAGUGUGGGUGCUCUGGUUCGUCUUGCUUAUCUAUCGGGAGUUAAUAUAUUUGUGCUGCUUGAGGUUGGAAGAUUUGUAGUUAUGGAGAAGGAUAAAUCCCCAGUCCAUGGAGGUGUUGGUGGCGGUGGUGGUGGUUUACCACCUCCAUCGUCUCGGUAUACUGUGUUUGCCUCACCAUCCCGUAGCUUCCCUGUUAAAUGCGAGGCCUCAUCUUCUUCUUCUAUUGCUGGGGCCGCUCCCGAGUCUGGCCAUUUUAGUCGGGCAGCGGUGCCGGAUGCCGGGCAGUUCAGUCAUGAUAUAAGCGGAAUGCCAGAUUACCCACCAAGAAAUGUCGGUCACCGGAGGGCUCAAUCUGAGAUUUUGAGCCUCCCUGAUGAUAUUAGCUUUGACAGCGACCUUGGGGUUGUAGGGUCUGGUGAAGGCCCAUCGCUGUCUGAUGAGACUGAGGAAGACCCACUCUCUAUGUACCUCGACAUGGACAAGUUCACCUCGUUUUCUGAGACAUCUGGGUUGGAUUUGCCGGGGAUUGAGACUUCAGUGACUGCACCAGCGCCUGCACCUAGUUUUCCUUGUCACACUGAAAAUUCGGCCUCAGCUUCCAAAGAGAGGCCAAGGGUGAGGCACCAACAUAGCCAAUCUAUGGAUGGGUCUACAACGAUCAAGCCAGAGAUGCUGGCAUCGGGCUCAGAAGGUCCAUCUUUAGCGGAGACAAAGAAAGCCAUGUCAGCUGCAAAGCUUGCUGAUCUUACACUUGUUGAUCCAAAGCGAGCAAAAAGGAUCUGGGCGAAUAGGCAGUCAGCUGCUAGGUCAAAAGAAAGAAAGAUGCGUUACAUCUCAGAGCUUGAGCGAAAAGUGCAAACCCUGCAGACAGAAGCUACAACAUUAUCAGCUCAGUUGGCCAUGUUACAGAGAGACACUACUGGAUUGACUGCUGAAAAUAAUGAGUUGAAGCUGCGUCUUCAGACCAUGGAGCAGCAGGUUCACCUGCAAGAUGCAUUAAAUGAUGCUCUCAGAGAGGAGGUUCAGCGAUUGAAAAUUGCAACUGGGCAGGCAGUUCCUAGUGGUGGACAGAUGAUUAACUUUGGACCAUCUUUUGGAGCCACUCAGCAAUACUAUCAGCACAAUCCGGCAAUGCAGUCACUUUUGGCUGCCCAGCAACUUCAGCAACUCCAAAUCCAUUCGCAGCAUCUGCAACAAAUGCAUCUGCAACAGCACCAGCCUCAAGUCCAACAGCAACAGCAGCAGUCCCCGGCUGAGCUGAAAAUGAAAGGAGUGAUGACUUCUCAAAGAGAGAGCACUUCAGAUAACAGCACUUCGCAGGAAUGAUUGAUCAAAGGGAAUAUCCAGUAGUUUGGUUAGUUGGUGUUGAAUAUUCAGGUACCUAUUGCAAAUGCUUUUCUUGAAAGUACUUGGAUGAUGAAGAUCUUUUAACAAUCCACAUUCGCUUGCUUUUUCGUCAUGCUUCAGAUAGACAAUGCUAUCUUUAUGGGUAAUGCCUUACUGUUAAUAGCCCCACUUAAAUUCUUGCUGAAUUAGAUUCAAUAAAUGUGGUGAUUGCAUAA